Cherax quadricarinatus is the source of this 4517-nucleotide messenger RNA. Lineage: Eukaryota; Metazoa; Arthropoda; Malacostraca; Decapoda; Parastacidae. The record is from RefSeq and is a predicted model, not a curated record.
AUGGCGCAUUUGCGUAAGGGAAUCCAUGGAAAUAAAGUGAGGGAAAGACUGCAGAUUACCAACAUUAUCUGUAACUACUCUCUCAUCCCCAGUAACUACGUGUUGAAGAUGGCAGACAACAUUGAUGACGGUAUCGGUGUCCCUGACUGGCGACUGAGCCUGUGUCUCCUCUUCUCCUGGGCAGUGUUGUUCUUCACGUUGGCCAAGGGAGUCCAGUCCUCAGGAAAGGUGGCGUACUUCACGGCAUUGUUUCCCUACGUGGUGCUCUUCACGCUGCUGGGGCGAGGAGUGACCCUGCCGGGGGCCGAGGAUGGUAUCCUCUACUUCAUUAUUCCUCAAUGGGAAAAACUUCUCGACCCGAACAAAUGGUCUUGUUUGUUUAGGGAUGCGUGGAUCAUUAGUUUGGCAGACACCUUGACCUCACUGCUGGCUGGCUUCACCAUCUUCGCCAUCCUGGGCAACUUGGCCCACGAGCUGGACACAGAUGUGAAGAACGUUGUGAGGGGCGGCUCUGGCCUCGCCUUCAUCUCCUACCCUGACGCUCUCGCUAAGUUCACUUGGACACCACAGCUGUUUGCGGUGUUGUUCUUCCUGAUGCUGUUCACGCUGGGUGUGGGGUCUGCUGCAGGACUCACUGGUAACAUUAUCACCAUCAUCUGUGACCAGUUCCCAGCCAUCCCGAAAAUCUAUGUUACCAUCGUCAUCUGCAUCAGUGGUUUUCUCCUCGGACUCAUUUAUGUUACACCUGGAGGUCAAUGGAUCCUCGACUUGGUGGAUUUCUUCGGCGGAGGAUUUAUUAUCUAUGUUCUAAUCAUCGUGGAGACAGUCGCCAUCAACCAUAUCUACAGUUACUCAAGUUUUCUGCGAGACUUGAAGUUCAUGAUGGGUGUCAACUUGGGCAUCUACUGGAAGUUCUGCUGGAUUUUCUUCAUCCCUGUGAGCCUCUCUGCCAUCCUAGUCUACAGCCUCGUAGACUUCAACCUUCCAACUUUUGCAAGCAAGGCCUAUCCACAGGUAGCUUAUACAUGUGGAUGGAUCCUAGCCGCAGUAGCGCUUGGUAUGGUACCUGUAUGUUUCAUCCAUGCACUAUACAUCAAUGAUAAAUCCUCUUUAAGUAAUAAACUGAUGUCGGUAUUCAGACCCAAAGACACAUGGGGACCUAAGAGAAGAGAGGACAGAGAGAAGUGGGAGAAGCUAAAAGUAAGACAUGGAGAGGCACAAGGAACUGCUUAGAAAGAAUAAGCUUUAAUAUCAGUUGCAUUUUCUGAAGGUGUUUUGUGCUUGAGAGCUUGUGUUACAGUAGAGCAAGAAUGCAAGCAAAGAAAUAAUUUACAGGAAACAAUUGUCACAAACAUACAUGUAUUCAUAAUUUUCUUUCUUUUAAAGAAUUCAGUUAAUAGAGCUAUAAGCAUAGCAUUAAUGCUGCAUUUAAUCAUUUGAAUUGUGAUGUCUGGGUGCUUCAGAAGAGACUGAUAGGGAAUGAGCGGUGGUCAAAGUGAUUUGCCUCUGCGGGUAACCCUACCUUGGUAGGAAAUGAACAGUGUGUUAAAUGAAGAUAAACACUAUUAGCAGAAAAUAAAUAUUGUUUCAGGUAAACCUCACUAAUACAUCGAGUUAGUUUCCAGACCGCAAACAAAAUGAAUAUUGCCUUGAAGCAAAUCACAGCCUUUUUUUCACUUGCCUUUUUUCACAGUCUUUUUUUUUUCUCUCUCUCUCUUCCCAGGGCAUAUAAAAGCCUAAAAACAUGUUUACAUUAUCAUUUAUUAAGUGUGCAAUAGCACUGGGGCUAAAAAAAAACAUGUAAAAGUUUAAAUUGCCAACAACCAUCUUAAGAGUAAGGCAAACGCUGAAAAUAAUAAAUAUAGUGGUCCCUCGUUUAUCGUUAAUCCGCUCCUGGAAGUACGAGAAUUAUCGAAACAAGACUAUUUUCAAAUCAAUUUUCCCCAUAAGAAAUAAUGUAAAUACAAUUAAUCCAUUCCUGACACCCAGAAGUAUUAAAUUAUUAUUAUAAUCAAAUCAGAAGUAUUAAAACAAAAAUUUUUUUUACAUGAAAUAUAGAUGUAGUACAUAAACAAUACAAUGGGACAUGAUGAAUGAAACAUUAACAGCAUAACACUUACCUUUAUUGGCGAUUUUUCUUAGUGUAUGGAAGACUGGAGGGGAGAGAUUGGAUUAGUUACUGUUUGGAAGGGAAAUCCCCUUCUAUCAACACCUCAGGUACCAAGUCCUUUUCUGGGGUUCCAUAUUUCUCUUCUCCGUUUCUUAAUGCCACUAGGACCAGCUUGAGAGUCACUGGAGUCCUGUCUCGCAAAAAAAGUGUCCAGAGAGCUCUGUUUCUGGCGUCUCAUUAAAACUUCCCUAAAAUGGGCCAGACUCUGUCACUGUACAAGUUGCUGAUAUGGCUUUCUACAUCCUUCUCAGGGUGAUGCUUCUCCAUAAAUCUUUCCAUCCUACCCCACAUUUCAAAAAUCUCCUUAAUUUCUGAAGGCACCUUCUUCCAUCUCUCUUCCUCCUCCUCUGCAGAAAGAUUCUGAGCUGCGAUCUGUUGCUGUUCCUGCUGAAGCUCUUACAGCUCCUCAGUGGUUAGCUCUUUGUUGCAGUCCUCCAAACUCACAUCCAACCCCAUGGAACUCCCCAAUGCUACAACAGAUUUCACAACAUAGGCUCAUCAGGGUCAGCCACAAACCCUUCAAAAUCCCUCUUGUGGACGCAAUCUGGCCACAAUUUUCUCCAAGGAACAACAGCUUCCUUGAUUUCCUUUUUUCUUUGCCAUGAUGGAAGAUAUGGUUGUAUGGGGUUUGUUAUACAUCCUGGCCAGUACGGCCACAUGUAUGCCACUUUCAUAUUGUUCAAUGAUGUUUUUCUUAAAUUCAAUCGUAUUUCUCACCUUCUUUACCAAAGGCUUGGCACUAGGAGCUUUCUUUGGAGCCAUGGUAGCUUAUUUAGCACUUGCAAGCACUAAAAUGAAUGGAAUAUUAUGAAAUAUUUCAUAUGAACAAGUGAGGGGACCGUCGCUCAUUGGUAAACAAUGGCACACUGGCUGGGAAGGGAGGCUGAGGCGGCUCAGAGCCGUGAGUACGGGUCCAGGACGAACGACGAUUAGCGAGUCAACCGACCAUUUGUGAGCCAAUUUUUGGAUGAAAAUAACGCGACGAUUUCCGAAAUGGACUACUAUCGAGCCCAACUAUUAUCGAGGGACCACUGUACGAAUAUACAGUAGGAUCCCCGUAUCCAUGGGGGAUAUCCAUUCAAAGGACCUGCCAUGGAUACCGAAACUGUGGAUAGUAGCAAACCCUAUAUACCUAUUAUAAAGUUUAAUUGAUAAACUUCUCCAUGGGGAAGUGGAACAAAAUUCUUCCUCUGUAAGCCAUGCGUGUUGUAAGAGGUGACUAAAAUGCCAGGAGCAAGGGGCUGGUGACCCCUUCUCCUAUAUACAUUAUAAAAUUUAAAAAGAAAAAACUUUAGUUUUUCUUUUUAGGUCACCCUGCCUUGGUGGGAUAUGGCUAGUUCGUUAUAAAAAAAAAAUUGAUGGGAAGCACUUCACAGCUUCUCUUAGGCUUUGAAGAACUGCCAGCUUCUCUACUUUCGUGCUUUGGGGUCAUUAUUAAGCAAGAUUAAGAGGUAUUUUUGAGCCACAGUAAACCGUGUAUAACUGAAACCCCGGAUACAAAAUCAGUGGAUACGGGGGUUCUACUGUAAUUGAAAAGCACCAUAUUAACAAAGCACUAUAAAGCAAGAGCUGUAUUAAUAAGGGAUAGAUGUACUCUUAUAAAUGAAUCACCAAGAAGCAUACAGUAAGGUGCAUUUACAGGGAUAGGCUCAUCUUCCUGGCAAGCAGAAACAAGAAUUCAAGUCUUCAUGCAUAGCAGAUACGAAGGCAGUUCAAAAGUUACCCUCUACAGCCUUCGUCUCUCUCUGGCACAAGAAACCCCAGCCAAGCUGCUCCAUGAUAUAUAAGUUGCUCAUACUUCCCUACUCAGAACAGAUGACUGCCCAUGAGGGACAAAGGGGGUGAAAUUUCUGAGUAGCUGGCUGCAUAUUAGUGACCAACAGGUAUCUACUACUACUGACAGUGGCUCUACCUAAUCUAACAUGCAGUGCCACCAGCACCUGCUAGUGGGAAUUCACUAAAGGACAGGUAAGCAGCAACAGUUUUUUGCCCCUCACAAGUCAUUUCACUUACAAGAGAACUUGUGGUUUCAUCCUUCGUCUGAUAAAUCCAAGCAGGUCAUUUAGUACAAGGACUGGCAGUGGCUCAAUUCUCCAUCUAAUUCAUGAGACAGACACAUUAUAUCACUUGACUAUACCAUUAGAAUGUAUACUGUUGUCUAAUAUGCUCGAUUAGUAUUUUAUUUUCAAGAUAACCAAGUAGCAUAUAGUGACACUUCGACAGCACUGUAUUACAUUAUUAAGAAUGAAAAUGUGCACAUAAAUGCCAGUGAAUAAUUAUGUGACAAAGUAUCGAAUUGUUUUUUGUGCAUAGUACUGACAAAAUCUGAAAUAAAUGUACUUUUAUU